AUGAUCGCUACAAGUUCAUUGCUAUCUCAAGCCAUACCCGGGGACGCUGUGAAGUGCUGCUAUAACACUACACUGACUACAGGGAAGAGUUCUAUCUUUUUUUUCUCUUUCUUUCACAUUGAGUUUCGGAAAAGUAAAAGCGAUACUAAUUCUCUACCCAAAGAACGAGAUCAGGGUGAUGGAGCUCCAGGAUUUGUAUCAAAUUCAGAAAAAAUGGUUGAAUCAAAACCAUUCUCUAUUAAAUUGGAAGUAGACAUUGUUCAAAUUCUACUUUUCAUUGGUGCUCUUGUAACAAGAACAUGGCAAAUUGGUUUACCACAUGCUGUUGUAUUUGAUGAACUUCACUUUUCCAAAUUUGUGUCUUUAUAUCUACAAAAUACUUUUUUUUUUGAUAUACAUCCUCCACUAGGGAAACUCUUACUCUCCUUAGCAGGUCAUUAUACAGGGUUUGAGGGAAAUGUUAGCUUUGACAAAAUUGGAACUGAUUAUCCUGAUUCUGUUCCUGUUGGUCAACUACGUCUUCUUCCUGCAAUUUUUGGGAGCCUCCUUGUGCCACUUGUCUAUCAAAUUGCAGUUGAGUUGCACAUGUCAAGAUGGGCAGCUCUCCUUGCUGCUAGCUUUGUCCUCUUUGAUAAUGCUGUUCUUGUUCAGUCUCGCUUUAUAUUAAUGGAGGGAAUGUUACUUUUCUUCAUGGCCCUGGCUAUUUUAAGUUUUCUAAAAUUUCGCUUUAUUUAUCAUAGUGACUUCAGCCUACACUGGUGGUUUUGGUUGACCUUAACAGGUUUUUCCUUCACUUGUGCUUUUAGCAUAAAAUACAUUGGCUUGAUGACAAUGUUAUUGAUAAUUCUACUCAUUGCCAAGGAUUAUUGGUGGAUGUUAGCUGACAUACUCAAGUCUGAUUUAUGUCUGAUUCAACACUUCUGUGCUAGAGUGCUGUGUUUAGUCCUCAUCCCACUUUUCUUGUAUGUUGGAAUAUUUUUCAUUCAUCUUUCUCUCCUCACAAAAGCUGGGCCCCAUGACAAUGUCAUGACAAGUGCAUUUCAAGCUAGCCUUGAGGGUGGCCUGGCAGCACUAACCAAAGGUCAACCACUCAAUGUUGUCUAUGGUUCUCAGAUAACCCUUCGAUUCUCUAACAAUCAGUCUCCUAGUCGACCUUGUUGGCUGCAUUCACAUCCUCAUGUUUAUCCAAUACGAUACCCUGAUGGUCGUGGCAGCAGCCAUCAGCAGCAAGUAACAUGUUAUAUCUUCAAAGAUUUGUAUAACUGGUGGAUUAUCAAGCAUCCAAACAGCAAUACAUUGAUGGUCAGUGACCCUCCCCAACCUGUAAAACAUGGUGAUUUAAUUCAAUUAGUCCAUGGUUUGACUGGACGGGCACUUAACAGCCAUGAUGUUGCUGCUCCCAUGAGCCCUCAGAACCAAGAAGUUUCUUGUUACAUUGACUACAAUGUUUCUAUGGCUGCACAGAAUCUUUGGAAAGUGGAAUUAAUCAAUCGCAAACAGCUUCCUGAAUGGGGAUUCCACCAAUUGGAAGUUGUCACUGAUCAUCUUACUGAUCAGACGCACACAAUUUGGAAUGUUGAAGAACAUCGCUACACUAGAUCUCCUGAGAAAGAAGGUCAAGCUCGAGAAUUGAGCCAAGCUGAAAUGAUCCCAUCAGAGCCAACACAUCUUUCUUUGUGGGCCAAAUUUUGUGAAUUGCAGAUGAAGAUGAUUUUCUCCAACCAUGACAUUGACCUGGAGCACAAGUACAGUUCAGGUCCAUUAGAAUGGCCUUUAUUGGACAAAAAUGUUGCUUACUGGAUCAGCCCUGAAACAAAUGCUCAAAUUCAUCUCCUUGGCAACAUUUUCAUUUGGUACUUUUCAACAGUUGCUUUGCUUGUUUAUAUUGUUGUCUGGUUGUGCUACAUCCUCACAAGACAACGUUUGGCUUUUCAUCUUAAUGAAGCUGAAUGGAACCAUUUCGUAUUUGUUGGACAAUUGCUAUUGGGGGGUUAUUUUCUUCAUUACCUCCCACAUUUUGUAACAGACAGAACAAUGUUUUUACAUCAGUACCUGCCAGCCUUUCUCUUCAAAGUGAUCACUUGUGCUGCUCUUUUUGAUCAUGUUCUUUCCGUGGCCUCAAGAUUUUCACAGUCCCUUGCAACUAUGUUGAAGUACCUCACUGUGAUAAUUAUCUUUGUUACAGUGAUUGUUUUCAUUUAUUUUGCUGCUUUCUCAUAUGGAACAAUACCACUGACUGCACAAGACAUCCAACAAAUGAUGUGGAAAGAAAGUUGGGAUUUUCUUAUUCUCAAUAAAAGAAAAUGA
This is a messenger RNA of Acanthosepion pharaonis, 2307 nucleotides long. Lineage: Eukaryota; Metazoa; Mollusca; Cephalopoda; Sepiida; Sepiidae. The record is from the annotation of a GenBank genome assembly.